Molecule: messenger RNA, 1987 nt
Organism: Diachasma alloeum
Lineage: Eukaryota; Metazoa; Arthropoda; Insecta; Hymenoptera; Braconidae
Product: transmembrane protein 65
Exons: 6
Coding region: 389-1231 (280 amino acids)
Cellular component (GO): mitochondrion
Source: RefSeq, a predicted model, not a curated record
GUCAGGAGGUCUCCAGCCACCCGAAGAAAUUCACUGUGGCAGAAAUCUACGGAAAAUCGGUAGUAGAAAUCAGUCUGUGCACCCUGCGGUGCAGUAAACCUCUCAAAGAUUAACUGACAAACUGCCUAAAUCGUCGAUAAAUCGCUACAAUAAAAAUUAAAUGAACAAUGACCUCGGAGUGAUCGAAAAGUGCCCAAAAAAUCGUAAACGAACCUGAAGAAGUGAUAAUUUCCCAUCGAGUCAUCGACUAAAAUCGACAGAAUCAUCAUCAUCAGUGAUCGAUCGACAAUCAUUGAUGAGCAGAUGACCUCAGAGUGAUCGCAAAUUUUGACUGAAAGUGACAGAAAUCGAGAGUGUGAAGUUGUCGAGGGGAGAUCAAUAAUUCAAGAUGAGCACGAUGACAGUUCUGUGUCAGUCGAGGGUUAAUUUGGGAGCUUUUGUCCUGGGGGGAGGGUUCAAGUGCUGUUCGAGGGGGUGGCUGGGGCACAGGAGGAUCUCCGGAGGGAAGAGGAGGCUCGGAGCUGCCAUCGGAGCGACAGCUAGUCCUGGCACACUUCCUGGAGCACUCUCCAAGCAGCAGGCGAAGGAACUCGCUGUUAAACUUACUAAUGACGAGCGGACGGUGUUGAUUCAUGCUCUGCAGGAGUGCCAGUCGGAGAAGACCAGGGCGGAGUAUGAGGGUCAAUUGGCAGCAUUUCGCUGGCGGAGUAAAUUCGGCAGACCCAGCAGUGUUCCCACACUGGGAGACGUCGACCCCACUGGGAGUUACUGUGCAGUACCCGACGACUGGCUACUCAAAAAGUAUGUUGAAACAGUACCACAGCCACAACGGAAAGAUCUGAUGAGAGUGGCUGUCGCUAAUGCGAUUCCAUUCAUUGGAUUUGGAUUUCUCGAUAAUUUUAUCAUGAUUAUUGCCGGAGAACAAAUCGAAACAUCGGUUGGUGCUGUGAUAGCUAUAUCUACGAUGGCAGCAGCCGCACUGGGCAAUACAAUAUCGGACAUUCUGGGGAUUGGAUCGGCGUAUUACGUUGAAUUACUCGCGCAAAAAAUUGGAUUCCAACCGCCCAGACUGACACCGAUACAACUCGAUCUGCCCAAAUCGAGAUUAGCAGCUAAUUUGGGUCGAGUUAUUGGAGUAACAAUUGGCUGCAUGUUAGGAAUGACUCCACUCCUCUGGUUACACACGGAGUCCAAAAAAGACGACAAUCCCGCCGAAGAAGACGCAAAAUAAACAAUAAUUGACAAAUAAAAGGGCAUCAACGUUUUUUCGCAUGACUCAGUCAGUCACUUUGUUAAUAGUCGCCACACCCCGAGAACUCAGAUAAUUUAUAAACAAAAAAUAACUUGCUAAGCAUCACGUCCAUGUAAAUGUUUGCUUUAUGUACGUAAAAAUGUAUAUAGUAUAUCCAUUGUUACGAAGAGCGUUGUAGAGUUUCUAAUUAUUAUUAUUUUUAAUAACAUUUUUAUUCAUUUUUACCUUCACUACUGAUUUUGUAACUCCCUCUAGAGACGAGAAUAAUUUUUCUGUGAAUUAGUUGAGAAAAAAAUGAAUAGAAACGACACAUUAGGGAAUUGAAAAGGUAGAAGUGUCCAAUUUAAGAACUUUGGAAGAAAUUGGGAUAUAGAUGAGUUAAUGUGGACCAAGGAAUUGAAAAAUUGUAACAAUAAAAAUUCUAUUGUUUAGUGGAUUGGUAGCGAAAGAUGAGUCUGAAAGAUUUGGAGAUAUGUGUGUAAUUAAUAGAACUGUCUGAGCGAACAUUUUCUCUCGAGAUAAUUGUUCGCAGUACUAUAGAUCGAUAUUUGAACUCAUUUUCUUUGAGAGACGUUACUGUAUUAUUGAAGAACAAAUGCAUUUAUGCCAGUUUUCGUAUUGAAAUAGGGCAGGAAUUGAAAAAUACCUGAUUUAGGCAAUCCUGAAUUUGUUAAACGUACUGUUAAAUUAUGAUUUUAUUGAAAUAUUUAUUUCUGAAAUAAAUGAAAAACAAAA